GUCAAUUUCAGACAGCUCUAUCUAAAUGUUAGCCAAUCAUAAAUCAUGAAUAAUACCAACCUUCGAAUAAACCAAUACAAUUAAAUUCUGUAGAUAGGAUAAGAAAUAUUUUAAGGGAUUCGGUAAUCAGCUAUACAGACAGAUACGAAAAUCCAAAUCUCUUUUCAUUAGUUUUAUUUCAUAGUGUUAAUUCGAUCAGUAUAUGAAAUUAGUUUGCUAUUCUCGUAUUUCCUGCUAUCUUGAUGAUCUACAAUACUAAUGCAAAGAUGCUACAUCUAUUUCCAAUUCUACUGUUAAUGAUUCUUAUGUCAACAGGUCUAAGUCAUCGUUGUUAUGUGUGUAGUAAGUGUCGAGACCCAUUUGAACGUCAGGGUACGGAAAUACAGUCUGGUUGUACCUUCUGUUCAACAAUAAGAACAUAUAUUCAAGACAGACUACAAGUAACUAGUCGUAGUUGUGUUCCAGUUUGCGUUGAAGCUGAUGCUAGAAGAUCCGGGUCAGGAAUUGUCACGUCAUGCUGUGAAGACGAUUUAUGCAAUUCUAGUGGACAAAUAAAAAUAUCCAUGACUUUAAUCCUGUCUUCAAUACUUUUUGUACUACCAUUGUUAUCAACCUAUUUUUAAAUAAAAAUAAAACUGGUAUUUUUCUCCCUGUUACUAUUAGCACGAAAAGUUCGAUUAUCCGUAUAUCUCACUUUUAAAUAAUUCUAGAAUUUAUACUCCAUUUAUUAAAACUUCAUUAUGUUUUGUCCACAUUAUCAGUCAUUCUUUCAUAAUAAAAUAUCUAUCAUUAAGAGGUAA
Schistosoma turkestanicum is the source of this 800-nucleotide messenger RNA. The record is from the annotation of a GenBank genome assembly. NCBI's taxonomy places the organism in Eukaryota, Metazoa, Platyhelminthes, Trematoda, Strigeidida, Schistosomatidae.